GGCACAGGAAGACGAAAGGAGGGAACGGUCGGACUUUUGGGCAGCCGGGGUCUCCUGUUGUCCGGGGGCGCCGUGCAUCGCUGACGGCGGUUGACGGGCUGCUGCAUUUGAGGACUGCCCACAACAGUGGUGCAGAUUGCAGUGUGCUGUUUAUUCUUCUCCUUGAUUUUGAAGAGGGGCACUGUUGUCUUGAUUAAAGCCCUUGUCGGCGUUUUUUUUUUUUUUUUUGACCGGUGAGCAGUUCGGCGAGACCAGGUCCCGUUCAAGAUGCCGCCCGUUUUUAUCAAGGGUGGCGUUUGGACCAACGUCGAAGAUGAGGUUCUCAAGGCCGCGGUCAUGAAGUACGGUCCCAAUCAGUGGGACCGAGUCGCAUCGCUGUUGCAUCGCAAAUCUGCAAAGCAAUGCAAGUACCGCUGGUAUGAGUGGCUGGACCCGUCCAUCAAGAAAACAGAGUGGAGCCGUGAGGAGGAGGAAAAGCUGUUGCACUUGGCCAAGACCAUGUCGAGUCAAUGGCGUACUAUUGCUCCCAUGAUUGGCCGUACUCCGAUCCAGUGCCUUGAACGCUACGAAAAGUUGCUGGACCAGGCCCAGAAUGCCGGUGGGGCUGCCGGCGAAGCGGACGCGGCUGACCACCACGAUGCGCGCCGCCUCCGACCGGGAGAGAUUGACCCCAACCCUCAUACUCGCCCGGCUCGCCCCGACCCCGUGGAUAUGGAUGAGGACGAGAAGGAGAUGCUGUCCGAGGCCCGUGCCCGUCUGGCUAACACGCAGGGUAAGAAGGCCAAGCGUAAAGCUCGCGAACGCCAAUUGGAAGAGGCCAAGCGCCUUGCCCGCCUGCAAAAGCAGCGCGAACUUCGUGCCGCUGGGAUCAACGUGCGCGAGCGCAAGCGCCGUGGUCGCAACGUGGACUACAACGCGGAAAUCCCCUUUCAACGCACCCCAGCACCAGGCUUUUACGACGCUGGGGCCGAUGAUCCCGUGCGCCCCCGUGUCAAGCAAGGCAUGCGCUCAGAUGUUGAAGGUGUGCCUCGCAAGGUGCGUGAGGAACAGGAGCGACGAGAAGAACAGAAGAAACUGGAAGAACUCAAGAAAAAGGACAUGGCGGCUGCUUUGCGCAAGAUUCACCGCGUCUCUGGCGAUGAGCCCACAAACAAGCGCUCAAAGUUGUUGCUGCCAGCGCCUCAAGUCUCAGACCGCGAUCUGGAGGAUCUCGUCAAGCUCUCCAAGUCUGGUGCCGAGGCCGCUGCUGAAGUUGAUGGCAAGGGCGCCUCAAACUCCUUGCUGCAAAACUACGCUGAAACUCCCAGUUUCCACGCCGCUCGAACCCCGCGCGCUCCACAGGAGAAGGACUCACUCCUGACUGAGGCCCAAAACAUCAUUGCGCUCAACCAGACGUCUUCCGUUCUGGAGGGUGGCGCCAAUACACCUCUGCACGAUAACGGGGGGUACUUUGACGGCAUGACGCCAAAGCGCAAGGAGGUGGCAACGCCGAACCGUGUGUUGACUACCCCGUACCGCGGCUCCAACGUGGCCGUCACCCCUGGCCGCAACACCUCGGGAGCUAUCCCCGACGCGGCGAACACGCCCUUGCGUGACAAGCUGGGCAUCAACAAGUCAAGCGAUAGCUCCCUGAUUACGCCACGAAACCGCCAGGAGCUCGAGCGCAACAAAGACUUGCGGAGCUCGCUCCGCGACGGUCUGGCCUCGCUGCCUGCGCCUCGCAAGGACUACGACAUUAUGGUUCCAGAUGUUGAGGAGGAGGAACAAGACGCGACUGCGGUUCGCGAGGAGGACGCUGCGGCCAACGAUGCUCGUCGUGCCGAGCGUGCGCGUCAAAACGAGGCUGCCAACUUUAAACUGCAGACACAGGCGUAUCAGCGCAAGUUGUCAUUGCCCAAAACAGUCAAUGACAAAAUCCUGCGCAACGCUGAUCUGACCGACCCACUUUUGAUUGCGGAUGAGAUUGUCAAGGAGGAGAUGUUGCAGCUGCUGCGCAGCGACAAGGGCGAGAUCAGGCGGUUACCCCUGCUCCAAGCCAGCGCCAAGGCUGACGCUGAGGCAGUGUUGCAGGCGGAAAUGGAAGCGUUGGCUGCUGAGGCUGGUGACACAGAUCUGGUGGCACGGCACCAGCGCUUUGUGGCGGCGCGCGCUGCCCAGCUCGACGCCAUUGUCCAUGUCCCCUCCCAGCAAAAGUUUGCCCGCGUCGAGACAGUCAGCCAAAAGGAGAAGAUUGAGGGUCUGGAGGUGGAGCACCGCCAGCUCCGCGAGCACAUGGCCAAGGACAACAAGAAGGCUGCCAAACUGGAGAAGCGUCUGAACAUUGCCCUUGGUGGUUAUCAGAAACGUGCCCAAGGCUUGCGUCAAAGCAUUGAAGAAAUGGUGAUGGAAAUGGCCGAGUGUCAAGCCCAGCUCAAGGGGUUUGAGGUCCUGCGUUUGGCCGAGUUGGCUGCCAUCCCGGAGCGCCUGGGCGAGCUCAAGGCCCGCGUGAGUGCCCAGGAAGCAAAGCAAACAGCCUUGCAACUGCGGUACAAAGCGCUCACCGACGCGCUCACCGCUUAAACCUCUGCUGGCAUUUCCGCUGUUUGUUGAGCACGAGCCUGUUGCAAUUCACUCUGAAGCGAG
Molecule: messenger RNA, 2622 nt
Organism: Monosiga brevicollis MX1
Lineage: Eukaryota; Choanoflagellata; Craspedida; Salpingoecidae
Exons: 10
Coding region: 268-2559 (763 amino acids)
Biological process (GO): regulation of transcription by RNA polymerase II; mRNA splicing, via spliceosome
Cellular component (GO): spliceosomal complex; Prp19 complex
Molecular function (GO): RNA polymerase II transcription regulatory region sequence-specific DNA binding; DNA-binding transcription factor activity, RNA polymerase II-specific
Source: RefSeq, a predicted model, not a curated record